Molecule: messenger RNA, 1854 nt
Organism: Micromonas commoda
Lineage: Eukaryota; Viridiplantae; Chlorophyta; Mamiellophyceae; Mamiellales; Mamiellaceae
Product: Nucleosome/chromatin assembly complex protein
Exons: 1
Coding region: 1-1854 (617 amino acids)
Biological process (GO): DNA replication-dependent chromatin assembly; nucleosome assembly
Cellular component (GO): CAF-1 complex; nucleus
Molecular function (GO): protein binding
Source: RefSeq, a predicted model, not a curated record
AUGAAGGUCAAGACCAUCCAGGUGCUGUGGCACGCGAAGGCGGAGAGUACCGCGGGCGCCCCCAAGCCCGCGCCCGUGCUCUCCGUCGACUUCGAUCCCGCCACCGGCCGCCUCGUCACCGGUGGCGCCGAUAAGGAGGUGAAACUCUGGUCCUUGAAGGAGGAUGCCGACGGAAACCCGGACGUGGAGCACCUGGAGACUCUCACCGCGCACACCAAGGCGGUGAACGUCGUCCGAUUCUCCCCGGGCGGCGAUAUCCUCGCGUCGGGCGGCGAUACCGGCGAGGUCCUCCUGUGGAGACGCGCGCCGGAGGGCACCAAGAACCUCCACGGCGAUCCGACCACGUGGAGGACGGCGAACACCCUCCGCGGGCACUCCGACGACGUCCAGGAUCUCGCGUGGGCGCCCGGGGGCGCCGCGCUCGUCACCGGUUCCGUCGAUAACUCUUCCAUCGUGUGGAGCGAGGCCUCAGGUCGCGGGCUGAUCCGCCUCGAGGGACACGAGCACUACGUCCAGGGCGUCGCGUGGGAUCCGCAAGGCGAGUUCGUCGUGUCCGCCUCGGGCGAUCGGAAAGUGAACGUGUACGCCACCACCCCGCGCUCGCGCGUCCCGGUCGAGCCGACGCACCUGGGCGGUUGGUGCAAGAAGCUGGUGUGCCAGAAGGAGGUGCGGCGCGCGGUGAACGUCAAGGGACUGCUCUUUCACGACGACACGCUCGAGUCGUUUUUCCGGCGAUUGGCCUGGUCGCCCUGCGGGAGCUUCCUCGCGAUCCCCGCGGGGUUGCACAGGGAGGAGGGCGGCGCGACGCAGGGAGGAGGUCACGCCGUCUACCUCUACCAGCGCGGCAGGUUCGCGAGGCCGGCGAUUCGUCUUCCGUGCGUCGCCCCCGCGGCGUGCGUUCGCUUCUCACCGCGUCUGUACCGAAGGAAAACUCCAGUGGAGGCGCCUCGCACCCCGGCGCCGGAAACGGCCGCCGGGGAGGUGCGUCACGAGGAAACGGCCGCCGCGGAAACGGUCGCGCAAGCCGUGGGAGCCGAACCGGCGGUCGACGGCGCGCAGCAGCCGGGCGGCGAGGCGAAUGCGGACGACGACGCGGCGAUCCCGGGCGACGGCGGCGCGGCGCCCGCGGCUGACGCGGCCGCGGCCGUCACCGUCGAGCCGGCUCCCGACUUUGACCUCCCCUACCGCGUCGUCUUCGCCGUGUGCACCACCGACACCGUCGCCGUCUACGACACCGGCGCGGAUGCCCCCGUGGCGUUCGUCUCGGGUCUGCACUACGCCACCAUCACCGACGCGGCGUGGUCCCCGUGCGGGCUCAAGCUGGUGGUGAGCUCCAGCGACGGGUACUGCUCGGCGCUGACGUUCACGGAGGCGGAGCUGGGACGCGCGCUCGCGCCCGAGGAGGUUCCCGAGCACAUCGCGCACGUGCUUCCGCAGCGGAGGGUCAAGUCCGCGGAGGAGAGGGCGAGGCGCGCGGCGGAGGCGGCGAAGGCGGCGGCGGAGAGGUCCGCGGCGGCGCAGGCGGCGGCACGAGUCGCACAGUCGGCGCCGGCGAGGACGGAGGCAACCGCGGCGGCCGCCGACGGGCCAAAGAGGAUCGCGCCCCAGGCGGUGACCGCCGACGGGCCGAAGAGGAUCGCGCCCCAGGCGGUGACCGCCGACGGGCCGAAGAGGAUCGCGCCCCAGGCGGUGACCGCCGACGGGCCCGAGAGGGUGAUGCCCACGCCGGCGGAACCCGCGAGGAGGGUGGUUCCCGUGCCGACGGCGGAAGUUGGCGAGAAGCGACCGAUCGAUUCGGUGGACGGGGAGGCGGAGGAGAAGAAGCCCACGAGGAUCGCCCCGACGCCGAUGUGA